Messenger RNA from Camelina sativa (false flax), 848 nucleotides. NCBI's taxonomy places the organism in Eukaryota, Viridiplantae, Streptophyta, Magnoliopsida, Brassicales, Brassicaceae. The record is from RefSeq and is a predicted model, not a curated record.
UCACUUUCCCAAACAAAAAAAAAGAAGAGUUAGGGUUCUUCAUUCUACUCAACGCGAUGGUUGAAUUUGGAGGAGGCUGGGUCAAGUUGCUCGAACCAGCGUAUUUGCUGUGGAAACCUACGGACUCUGACUACGAGAGACCUCCAUACAUGACUCGGACGGAGAAAGAUAAGCCUGAGCUCACACCAGAUCAAGAACUUGCAUUAAUGACCAAAGAAGUCAUUGACAGCGAUGGGUUUGAUAUAGAUUUCAGACCUUUCAGCUGCGUUUUCAACUACCAUCCAGCGAUUCUCCAUUCAUGUGAAUUCUCUGACGAUGAGACAGAAACCUGUGAGGAUUUACUCAAGAGGCUUGCUCAGGGAUCCCUUAAUGACCACAAUGUCAAUUAUGGCACAAGAUUUGAGUUUAUCAAGAUUGUUAAAGCUAAUUAUCACUUUGCUGCUGCGAUUAUGUAUCUCAUAACAUAUCAAGUUAAGGAUCCUUGUGAUGACAAGAUUAAACUCUUCCAAUCAAGGGUACUUCACGCUGACAACAUCAGGACUGAGUAUGUCUUCUGCAGGCCCCAACCCAAUCAAGGAGUUGAAUGCACUGGGAUCAAGAAAGAUGUGAAGAGAGACAUUGAGCAAGUUGUCAAGAGAGAUGUUCAGAUAGAUGUCAAGAAACAAAAAUUGGAGUAUGAGCUUUUGUGUGCCACUACGAGUUAGAACCCGGAGAUGCUCCAUUGCUUUUAUAUCUAUUUGCGUCCUCGAUGUGACUUUAGUUAAUUUACUUAUGUCUGUUUCUUGUGUUGUUGCUACCAAGUGAAACUUAUAUCGUACGAGUUGAUGGUUGUUUUAUUUUGUCUCUGU